AUGGGAUGGCUGCUGAACUAUCUUACAUCCGUUGGCAUGGGCAUUGGUAAGCAGGGCCAGUUUUUGACAGAGGUGAUCGACUUGAUCAAAAUGUUCGUCCGAAACAAAUCCCGUACCGGUCAAAGCUUCCGAAGCAAGUUUGCCAAAUAUGCGAUCCGGGAGUGCUUUGAGAUGCUCGCGGUGAACAGCCGGAGAGAGACCCAUGGCAACAAGGAGGAGGCCAAAGCCAAAGCAGAUUUGACGGCCAAGAUCAUCGAGUUGCUCAAGGACUGCUCCAGGCCACUAUCAGGCGGUUUGCGGAAGUUUCUGCGGCGAGUGGAUCUGCUGCAGUCAAUUCGGGAGGUGUUGCAGCAAGAGGAGCGUACCAGCGGAAAGCAUCCCCCUACACAGAUCCUGGAGAUCUGGACUGGUCGGGACAUCCGUCAGGUACUCUUGCCAAUCGUGACCAGUCCUGCCUUCGAUGUGCACGGGCCCGUGGUGCAUGCAGCUUUGAUGCGUCUGGCUGAUGUCAUACAGGGAAAGCCGGACUACAUGUACGACGACAUUCUUCAGGAUGUACCGCCAACGGAUGAAGCCGGACCCUGGCCGGGCUUGACAGUACUGUAUAGGCAUCAAAGGAAAGAAUACCGGGAUGCGGUAGAACAAGAAGACAGUACCUAUCAGCAGGAGUAUUUCAUGAAUAGCAGAGGCCUGGAUCCCUUGUUAGACUUCGCCAAUCGGUUCUUUUCAGCCAAUGAAGAUCUGAACAUCAUCUGGAACAGGGUGCAGGACAGACUGGCGACGGAGCUUGGUGAGAAAGAGAGGAGCCUGCGCGCUAAAUGGGAAGGCCAUCAGCAAGAUGUCUUCCAAGCCGAAGCUGGAACGAAGACAACGGCGGAGGAAAAAGCUAUGUCGGAGCUCGUCCAGGACUUGAUGGCGGCACGUCUGCGCAUUCUGAACGAAGGGGCAGCUGCGCAUUUCCGGUGCAACCUCAACAAGUACGACCAAAAGAAGCAAGAGUUCUCCUUGUCAAAGCUCGCCAAAGUUUACGCGAACUUUUGGAAAGACAACGAGAAUCGUGCCAAUCAAGAGGUGCAGGAACGUAAUGAUGCUGUCUACGAGCUUCUCCGCAUCCCAGACAAGCUUGCAAUAGAAGGGCAGCUGAAAGAUGUAAAGGAUCUCCCUCGUGUACCCAGAAGGCAGCGACGCAUCCGGCAACCGCACAGAGACUUCGACAAGCUUGUAUAUCAAGCAUCGAAAGCGCACCGGAUCAUGAAGACUAUGCUUUGCGACUCAUCAAAAGCAGACCACGUAGAAGCCGCGAGGUGGUGUGAGUAUGAGCCAGACCCAAAUGGCCCACCGAACGUGCUGGCAGUCGGUCUGGUUGACUUCCUGCAGGACAAUCAGGCCCUCGCCAUCGAUGCAGGAUUCCGGUCGCGUGAGGAGCUGUUGGUCCAGGACAAGUACAAGUACUUCAAGCGUCAUGAUAGGCGCACCAACUUGUCGUGCAUCUACUUGGAGUUCCCGGAUGCGCGCUGCCUGCUCGCUGCGCUGAAGGAGUUCUUGAAGCGUGCGCAGCGGCUCUUUCUGUACCAGGUUCGAAAUCGCUUUCGGCUGGCCACCAAUCUCGGCGAAUACUGCAUCGUUCUGAAGUUUCAGCAUCAGCUUCCGCUUCCGGACUCAGCAAUCCACUACUCAGAGCUUCGCAUGUGCUUAAGUGGAAAGUCCAAGAAGAACAACACUGUCCAGCAGUAUCGCGACACAAUGAAGAAGGCUGAAGAAAUCUUGCAGCACAGCUGCAACGUUCCUCCCUCCGAGACCGGUUUGGUGGCGCAAUACAUCUCAACCAUGUUGAGAAGCCGUAGCAUCUACCACUCGGAUAUCAUCUUCCUGCGAUGCAAAGAUGUCAAUCUGGAGGUCGAUGGUGAGGAGGUAUUCUGUCAGUCGGCGGAGCUCACGAGUUGCCAGCUCUUCGUCAUUGAGCGAGAGGCAGGUGAGGGUGUCGUCAAGACUGGCGACCGGAUUCGACUGAAGUCCAAGUUCACCCAGAAGUACUUGGAUGUACAUGCCAGUGGGCAUUUGAGAUGUCGCCUGUCAGAGAAGGCGGAGGACUAUGACAUGACGUUCACAGUUGAAACCAUUGGAUGCAGAGAUGACUAUGCGCUUAGCCGUUGUGGGAUGACGGGAACCUUGACCGAGUUCCGCAGCUUGCAUGUGGAGACGUCCUUGAAGCUCAAGGCCAGUGCUUCCAACUAUGUGACGGUGAGGCAGGGGGCCAACUUCUUGACAUCUUUUGGGGAGAAACUUGCUGUGAAAAGUGAGCCAAGUGAUGCCGCACAUGAGUCCGGCCAAGUCUUCACAAUCCUCAGGGAUGGAGCCAUGCUGCUGGAUUUUCAUGCGACGUACAACAGCAGCCGUGCGGCCAUCAGGACUUUGGCACACGAGACCUCCGACGAAGUCCUUCAAAAGACAAUGAUGGAAGCUCAUAUGCGGACUGAGAUUUCCAGUGGAGAUGUGGACACGCACGGGUCAUCCUUCCAGAGAGUCCCACCAGAAUUCAAGACAAUGAUGUGGAGCAUUGCUGGGCACUUCCGAAGCCACACUGGACACACCAAACAUCAUGCUUCUCACGAGGCAUCAAGCCUCCACAGGCUUUGCAUCAGAGCUGCCAAGAAUCUUGCAGCGAUAAUGCGAUGCAUCUACAUGAUGAUGGAAGUUCCGCAGUGCGUUGGUGGUCGGAGGUAUGUGCUGGAAACUUUCGCAAACCGAAUGACGCAGCACUCUCCGCUCCCGAGGAUUAUCGCAUUGGUGUCAGCUGUGCAAAUGGUGCGAAAGGAGAAGAUGCCGGACGGCGAGCUGGAUCUUACUUGCGCUUUGCUGCCGAUGAAGUUCAUGCGAUUUUGUGCUUCAGUGUUGUCGAACCUUUGGGUCUGCCAGAGACCGGACGAGCCUGAGGCUAUGUUCGCGGUGCCGCGAGAGCAGGAGCGACACGAAAGAGAGCUUGCCACCAUCGACCGCGAGAGAAUGCACUUGCUCAGCAUGGUGGGCUCCUACACUUGUGAUAUGGUGGUAGAGCCGAUGCUCGAGAAAUUGAGGGUAGCAGGGCAGCGACCUCUUAGCCGUGACGAGGUGCUCGUCUUCCAAGACUUCUCCAACCUGUGUCUUGCCCUUGUGCAGAGCAUCUUUGACAAUGAGAUGAGAUGCGUGUCAAACUCGUCCCAGGCCCACAAUCAUCACCAUCAUCAUCAAGCCAUUGCAGACAAGGACCGAGCUGGUGGACUUGGCGACGGACAAGGUGACCAGAAGGAUGCGAUGGUCCAGAAUGAUGACAGUGGCCAAGGAGAUGGAUUGAACACAAAUGUUCUGCUUGCCUUCAAUGCAGACAAGCGCAACGCCAGCUCUUUGUCGCAGGAUGCUCGUGCAGCCGUUGUCGCUGAAGUCAUCCCGGCAAGCACCAUCAAAGCGAUUUUGCAUCUAUUCCUCUACGCUCUGCACCAGGAGGCGAUCGCUUUCAGAAGUGCAACCAGGGACACUGAGAUUCCUGUUCGGGUCAUCUCGGGCAUCAUCAACCAGUGCAUCGCCGCUCUAGCAGCGCUCAUGAGUCUGACUGGCAAAUCCAAUGCAGAGUUUGGACCGGCAGAGGACGGCCCUGAAGCGGGGUCCUGCGAUUACGACGUUUGUGAAGCAGUCUCACAAGCCAUGACAGAGGGAGCUCAGCUGGUGCCCAGAGCCCGGGUUGCUCAGCUGCAGGCCGAGAGAUCUGCCGAUUCCCUUCGGUCCCAUGUGCAGCGGAUGAUGGAGGAGGGAGAGUUGGACUUCUCUCAGCCUGGGCGUGGGCGACAGAAAGCGUUCCUCACCGAGCGGAUCAACACUGUCGCAUUUGUGUGGACGCGUCUAGAUGGAGAUGUCCAGGACAAGCGAUGCCUGCUUGUCACCACUACGCGCUUCCGCAUGGCCUUGCUGCACGUUCCGGCCGAUGGGUCGACAAUACCACAACCUGCUGAACUACGUGUCGUGUCCCAACCGCGCAACCUGCAAGACAUGAGACGUGUGGUAUUCGACUUGAGGAUGCGGCAGAUUCUAUGCUUGGUCUGGGGGAAUGAUGAUGAUGACGUUGAUGAAGUUGUUUCGUUUCAGCUCCUGGUGUUCGAGAGCUCUGCACGCCGGCGGUCCUUCCAAGAGGCUUUGCGCAAAGUGCCACGGAAGCAGGGGUACUCUGGCGGUGAGGACGGAAAGAAUGAUGCAACGGCAUCCAUUCGAAAUCGUGCACGCGGCAUUCUUGAAUCGGCCGUGAAGCCUACUUCACUGGAGUCCCUCCGGGAGACAUGUCAAGUUCGCAGGGGUGGCAUUCCACUGGUCAGUGUUUCGUUUGUGCAGAGCUCUGGUGGAUUGGGCCUCAAUGGACAGCUGGACAUGCUCGUCCUGACUCGCUGCAGUGUGACUGUCGUCUCGUUCCAGAGCUUCUGGUCAAAGUUCUGGAGGACCAACGAUGAAAGAUACUAUGACGAGGAGGUCACCCAGGCAAGCCUGGAUACCGACUCAGAAGACGAUCGGCUACCACCCUUCAGCGAAAGUGUUGUGGCCACCUCCAAUGACCACGCCGACAAGUGCGAGGCACUGCACGGCCCGUGGGACUUGGACGACCUGCAAGGAGUCUGGUUCCUUUCCGAGACGAGUCCCAAGGUCCGGCUUCAGUUUGGAUCCACGAUCGAGAUCACAUUCUUGAGCGACGGGGAAAGGCAACGAUUUCGCCGACAUUUGGCCAGCAUCCUGGCAGAAGGCGCAGUCCCGCGACCUGGCAAAACCUCACAGGCGUGGGCAGUUGUCCCAACAGACAAGACGGACAUCAAGACCAUACAGAAAGAGACCGGGGCCAUGCCGAACUCCCGACUGGCACUGACGCAUGGACAAAGAACCUGA
Symbiodinium natans is the source of this 4899-nucleotide messenger RNA. NCBI's taxonomy places the organism in Eukaryota, Dinophyceae, Suessiales, Symbiodiniaceae. The record is from the annotation of a GenBank genome assembly.